GCAAAAUGUUUGGGAGGAUCUUCUCGACGUAUAAAAGGUCGAAAUCAUCCGAAACCACUGCUCAGUCUUCUAUUCACAUUCAUCGUGGAACGAGCGCCCAACAUGAAGAUACUUUUACUGACCUGUCUUCUGGCUUCCGCGCUUGCGGCACCCGCAGAAAAGAACAAGCGAAACGUUCUUCCUGGCGACCCACGCUACGAUGCCCAACAUGACCACCACCACCACCAUCACCACCACGAGGAUCAUGACCACCACCAGAAUGAAAUUGAAAUCGCUAAGGCUUUGGGUGGCUAUGUUGGAACUUACGACAGCACACUGACGGAAUAUGGAAUUCCCGGUUUCCAACCAGGAACUCCUAUCAGCAGCAAUAAUUUUGUAAGCACCAACUUCGACGCUGGCAAAACAAACAUCAAUGCCUACGAAGUUGAGAUCGGCGGUGCACAGAACGCCAAACAGAUCGAAUCUGUCACCGAAAGCAGCCUCAGUUUACCUAAGGUAAACUCAGUCACUGUUGUCCAAUCUCAGGGCAUAUCACAGGCUGAUGAUCUGGCUCAAUCAGGGAACUUCGGUAUCAGCAAAGGAGAGGCCAAUAACCUUGACAAUACUGUAAUAUCAACAACAGCUGCUAGUGUCGAAACUUCUUCAGUUCCCAGUGCGUAUAUCGAAGAAGUUACCAAAGCAUUCUCUGGUGAUGGCAUCUCAACUGUUGGAAACUUCGAGUCACCCUUCCAAUCUGAGAUAAGUUCCUCUUUUGGACCUUCAUUCGAUUCUGGCCUUAGUACUUCCCUCGAGGACCCAGCUUUUUAUUCGCUACCCUCUACUGCAGCACCUUUCAGCGCAGCCGAUAUUAGCACGUUCGAACAAGCAGGUUUCAACCCCUUUGGUUCCAGCUUCGGCUUGUCUUCAGACGCUAACAAGGGUUCAUCGGUAUCUGCUGAUGCCAGCAAGGUAACCGCAGAAUCUGCUUCAACAAAAAUCAAGUCAUCCACCGAAACGGUCUCUAGCGGAUUCGGCUCAGCCAAUGGUGGCCUGGCAACUCGUUUCCAGCCCCAGUUCAGCUCCUCUUUCGGUGCUAACUUCAACUCUCGACUCGGUUCCUCGUUCAGAAGCUCGUCCCCGUACUCAUCCUCCCUAGGCGCAACACCUUUUAGCACCACAAGCUUCAACACGUUCAAGCAAUCAGGUUACAACCCCAGCUUCGGUUCCAGCUUGUCUUCACAUAUCAACAAGGAAUCAACUACGUUAACUAGUAACGCAAAAGCAGAAUCCAAAGCCCAGAGUAAAGCCGCUUCUUCAGAUUACAGCAAGAAGAUCAUAGAAUCUACUUCUACAAAUAUCGAGACAGCCGCCAAAACGUUUCCAGCUAGUUUCGGAUCAUCUGUUGAUAGUUUCACAGCCCCUGUGAAAUCAAAGUCCGACUCUUUCUUCAGAUCUUCCACCAACACUAGGCUCAGUCCUUCCUUCGGAAGCACAUCAGAUUUUGGCACAUACACGCAAGGCAGUUAUAAACCCAGCUUCGGCUCCAGCUUCAGCUUCUCAUCGGAAGCUAACAAAGGUUCGACAAAAUCGACUAGCGCAACAAACAUAGCAUCCAAAUCAGGCAGCAGCAAAGCUUAUCCAGAUGCCAGCAAGACGACAGUAAAAUCUGCAGCUAACGCAGCCAAAUCGUUCACGGAUACAAUCUCCACUAAAUCUGGCUUAGAUAUUGACAACUUGUCACCCCCCUUGGAAACCAAUUAUGGAUCGUCUUUGGGAUCUACUUUCGGCUCUGGUUUUUCUUCCAUCGAAGGCCCAUCCGUCUACUCGACCUCCUUUGGUGCAUCGCCUUCCGACACUCUCGGCUUCAACAGGUUCCAACAAGUCCAGUAUAAUCCCAGCCUCAAGCAAACUUACACCUACACCCCCAGCAUCGAAGGCUAUAACAAUAACUUCGGAAUCUACAAUAACAAUUAUGGCAGGGUGAACGGUUAUCAGGAUGCUGAUUACAGAACUUACCCUACCGGUGUACGCAGUUAUUCUGGAUUUGAACAGAGUUUGAAGGACACAACACUUAACGGAAACGCCCAAGUUAGCUACCCCCAGUCAUACUCUUCAGACCUCACCGGAGGCGUACGCUAUGUAGCCCCUCAGUCCUUCCAAUACCAAUCUGUGUUCCCCACCCCCCAAAGCGUAACCCCUUCCCCAUUUCCCACAACCGUCUCAGUAACCGAAGCACCUACUCAGUUUAAAUUCGAUUCGGCACAGUCGUACUUGUCGCCAUCAAUCGAGCAAGCCGUACAGCCGAACUUCUACGUUUCUCCAAAUCAGCAAGAGCUCUUCAAGAACUACCAGAGCACUGUCUUCUCAGUUGAACCUACUCCCGCUACUUUCCCAAGGCUGAGUCAACCUGAAGUUAAGAUUUCAGAAAGUUCUCUCUCGGGAAUCAACCAGCAAACAGAUGCUGAGGGAGGCUACAUUUACUAGGUUUAGAAAAUUAUACUCUUGUUUGUAAAAAAAAUCCACUGAGUCAACUUAAUAGAAGUCACAGAGACCUAUUCAAACAUGGGUACUAUAGCCCUGCUUAGCAUUCGUGGCAUACAUGCUCGCCUUCGGUAGGCUUCAACCUGUUAUACUCAAAUAAAAUUCCUUUGCUAUAAA
Molecule: messenger RNA, 2637 nt
Organism: Neodiprion fabricii
Lineage: Eukaryota; Metazoa; Arthropoda; Insecta; Hymenoptera; Diprionidae
Product: nuclear envelope pore membrane protein POM 121-like
Exons: 7
Coding region: 103-2463 (786 amino acids)
Source: RefSeq, a predicted model, not a curated record